CUAUGACUUAGCUAGGCUAGUCCGGCAUCGCCAAAUAGGACUUUGACCACGAAGUAAGACAAAAUAGGAAAAGGAAUAUUUGCACGAUAUAUUUUGAAAGAAAACAUCGGCUUUCAUCUCUUGGUGUUAUGGACUCAAAUGCAAUAUUCUCCCCCAAACAUCCAGGCCUGAGGACCUAUGGCUGUAGAACCAAGAACCAGGACCGGCCAAGAGGGAUUCUCAUACAAAAGAAACAGAACAAGUUGGCGACAUCCAAAAUUCCUGAAAAUACCAAUUUCAGCCUUUCAGACGACUCUAAUGACCUUCAAGAGAUUAAAGACAAUAAAAGGAAGGCACCAAGUACCAUACAAAGAAAGAAAGGCAAUGUCACUCCCAAACAAAGACAGCCCAGGAAAACUGACAGAGGAAGAGUGGCAAAGAAACAGCUAAACACAUCUUUAGGGGAAAACGCAAAGCAAAGAAAAGAAGAAAGCCAACCAGUUCAGGAGAUGAAGUCCACUCCUAAACAUGGGCUUGAGCAGGCCAAUCAGGUCUGGGUAAAGACAAAGGUUAGAGGUAGUGAUAGUGAUGAGGACAGUAUCGAGCUUCCGAGACGAGACCAGGACAUGACAUGGCAAGAAAAAAUAUCUCUACUGAUGCCAAAAAUGACCUACAAGAAUCAACAUCAGCCUGAUAGAAAAGGUUCAGGAAUCAAAUCAGGAUGUCAGAUGCCAGGCUACCUGAACCUGAGUGCUGAGGAAGUCAUGGAGGAAGACGAUGAAUCCAGUGAUGAGACGGACAAUAUUGUAACAGCACCAGGAAUGUCCACAGGUCACACAGCACCAGGAAUGUCCAAAGGUCACUCAAGAUCUGAUCUUCUGGCUUCUAGGCUGUCCCUACAUUCACCUUCAACAUUAAAAAAGACACAAUGUAUAGAUGAAAAACAAGAAAAUAAAAAGGAACAUUUAAUGUCCCCCAUAGACCCUGUCACCAGUGAAGAAUUCACUUACACCUAUGAAUGGGUAACAGACACGGGUGGUUCACGUCCAGGUAGUCAUCAGGCCAGUCAAGUCAAGGGACGAGAUCAUACAUCACAGACCACAACCCAAAGUUCUGAGAGAAUUUCAUCUCUUAGUAAAGAAAAUGUUAACAGGAAGUCAUCUUCAACAGAGCAAACCAACAGUGAUGCCUACACAUAUGAUUGGGUGACCGAUUCAGGCACUGGUCAGACAGGUCCAGCCACUAGCCACUCCAGUAGAAAUACUGCAAGUCAAACAAAGAUUAAUAGCUGCCCUUCCAGCGUGGGUCAACGAGCAAAUUCAGGUACCCGUGACAACGACUUGGUGAGAAUAUCACAGAACUCGGGUAGGAGUGAAACCAAGCACACAAAGAAGGACAGGUGGUCUCAUGGCUACUUAAACUCUACCAAGAGGCCUGGGGCUCUCAGCAUUUUCCAGGCUAAUUUUCCCGUGGAUCUUUCCGUUAUCACAAGUAGCCUUGCACAAGGUAAAGAGAGAGCCAUUCUUUGUAAUAAAGCUUCACCAAUCACAGCUGGAAGUGACAGACAAGUGCAGCGAAUGAAUUCAACACGUAGAAAGGAUGGUCUGGAUAUUGACAUGAUGAAAUUACCAGACAUGUCAGUCAUUGAAAGGAUUUGUCCUGUGGAAAAGCAACCAACUCGUGUGGAUCAUGCCAAGACCAUGGCUGAUAAAGUGCCAUAUUGUUUAAGCUCAACAAAAAAAAACGGUGGACUUGACUUUGACAAAGCCAACUUUUCACUGGAUGUUUCUGAAAUCAAAGAAUUGAGUUGUGUAGAAGAUAGACAAGGGCACAUACAACUCGUACAGGAAAAAACUCCAAAGGCAAGACAGACUAAACCAGACGCUGUCAGAACUCCCAUGAAGUCCGUCAGUGUGAUCAACAAGAAGAAGAGGAGAUUACUACCUAAGAGUUCUACAGUUCUGUUUGUGUCCAGCUGUACAGAGGAUUUGAUCAAUCCUACGCCUUCACUGUCAGCCAUCCUAAGUUCACAAAACACAGUGAAUAACUCUGACCACCUGGAUAUAACAAGAGAUGGCCCUGUCAAGAAAGCGAAGACAGGAAGUGGAAAAAAACACCUUUAUUUAGAUAGUGGACCUAAUUCAAUAUGGAAAGAGAAGGACAGUGUGAACUCGGGAAAGAUCUUGACGAGUACUCCAGUCGCUUCAACUCAGACACGGUUUCAAAGACCAGAAGUCAAUCUGACCUGUGUACCUCGCCCGUGUUUUGAGGAUGAGUUGGAGUUCAAUGAAUCCAUCGAGGUUAAUUCUGAUGAGAUAGUGCCAGAAGACUUUACUGAGGUGGAGGAGGAUAUCAGUGUUGAGAAUCUGGAAAAAUCAGGGGGGCACCAAAAAUCAGAGUCAAACUCUUCAUCAUCUAAGAUUGAUUUUCACGAAAAACCAUCAGUUGGAUCUGCUCUUCAGACAUCAAAGACCAAUUUUCGUGGGAAGUUAUCGGUGAAACCUAUUACAAAGUCAUCAACUAUUUCUAAAAUGACUGAAUGUUGUCUGUUGGAUCCUUCUAUUGUCUUUCCUCGGAGAAAGUACACAUCGUAUAGGAAAAUUUCAGAGGAAAUGUUCAAGGAUAGGGCUGGAGUAUCAGAAGAUAUCUUGUUUACACACAAUUUUAAAAGGCGAUGACGGCAUCAAACAACAACUUUGUCAUUGUGGUUUGUAUUUUAAAUACCAUGAUCCAUCCUUUCUAUAGCAACUAAAACUAGAAAACCGUCCAAUUUCAAAGGUAUUUCAUUUUCAAUCUAAUAUGUAUCAACAUUUGGAUUGAAUUUUUCUAGUCAAGCAUUAAAUGCUAUUUAGAAGUGCUUAUAUCACAACUGCGGAUUGAGUUCUCAUUGUUGGGAUUUGAGAAGUAUAAAGUUGGACCCCCAUAUUUAAUUUGUUACUGCUAAAAGAAGUCGAAAAAAGGAACCCCCAAUUAUUUAUAGUACGUUUGUGUUGAUAUUAAUGCGGUUUGUCUUUCAUAUUUAUUUGACAGUAACAGAUUUGUAACUACGAUAUCAUUGUGUCAGUGGAGAAAUAUGCAGGAAAUGCUAUCAUUACUUGUUUUUGUAUCAAAACUACACAUUUAUGAUUAUGGGUUGUUUUUCCCAUCUUACACAUGUUUUGAAAGAUCUUUAAUAUUCUUCAUAUAGUUUUGCCAAAUUGUAAUUAUUCAAUAACAAAAAUGAGAUGUAUAUGUAUUUGUGAAUAAUUUAUGUACUGAUAAAAUGUGUGUGACUACUGUUUUGUACAUAAUUAAUCUCACCACUAUUUAAUAUACAGAUAUUACAUAACAUAUAAAAGCAAGCCUUUUUUAUGUUGUUGAUUUUUAGCUCACCUGGCUGAAGUGAGCUUAUGCUGUAACGAAGCAUCGGUCAUCUGUCAACUUUUUCCUUUAAAACUCUACUGUACCUUAAUAGCUCAGUAGAUUAUAAUUAAAUUUGGUUUGAAGCAUCCUUGGUCAAAGGAUUCUCAAUUUUAUAUAAACAAAUGGUAAUCCCCCCCCCCCCCUCUUGGGGGGCAGAGGGGCAGGGCCAAAUAGGGGGGGAAUCUUUUCCUUCCUUUAUUAUACCAAUGGAGUGACUAACUAAAUUAGUGCAUCUUUGGGCAGAGGGGUGGGGCCAGAUAAGGGAAAUAGAGGUCAAUCUUCAAAAUCAUUCCCUUCCUUAUCAAUGGAGUGAUUCUAACUUAAUUUGUAAUAGAUCAUCUUUGGGCAAAGGGGAGUCUCAAUUUUGUAUAAAUGGAGGUUUGCCAACCCCCAUGGCAUAAUAGGGGAAAUAAAGGAAAAACCUUUCUCCUUCAAUAGGAAUGGAUGGAUUUAAAACAAGAGAACAUGCAAGCAAAGAUAACUACAUUUUGUAUAAAUGAAAGGCAUGUGGGAUGUGGCAAAAUAGAGGCCAGAGAUGUAAAUCAAUAAAACCCUUCACCUUCCUUAUGAAGUGAGGAAGUUCAGGGUUUACUGUACCAUAUAUGCAUCACUAAGGAUUGGAGAAAUUCAGCUGCAAUAUACUGUCAAAUAUCUUUUUAUUUAUUAUAUCAGACAACAAGAGGCCCAAGGUCUUAAUAGCUCACCUUGUAGUUUAUUUUAAAUAUAAAACCUGCAAAGUACUAUAUACUACCAGUUUAUCAAAGAAGUUCAAGCUGCAAGAAGAACUAAAUCUGUUUGGGUGGGUAAGAAACCAAGAACAUAAGUGUGUGCUUCAUGCCCAGCAGUUUUGUAUAGGAUUAUUGCCUCGGGAUCUCAACUUUUUCAAUAUUAUGACCCAGAGAGGUAGUCUCCAGGUGUGGGUCAAGACCUCCGGGCCAAUCCUGGUAGCAUGCUCUUCAUGCCUAGUAACUGUAUAAUCGAUAUAAGGGUGGGGACAAAAUUCCUCAAUUGAUAUCGUAAAUGAAGGAUUUUAUUGAUUUACCUGUAUUUCCCCUUUUGAGCCCCACCCCUCUGUCCCCUUACAAAUUUCUUUUAAUCUUAAUUAAUUAAUUGAGUAUAUAAUGAAAAUUUCCUGGUACUGCAUCUGGAACAAUUCCAACAUAAGUGUUAUCAGUGCGAAGCUGGACCUUUAUGAGGUGUGUAUAGAGCGAGUGCUUGUUAUGUUUUCAAUUUAUUUUGUUAUUUAUCAAGCCCCAAAUGAAAAGUGAUAUGUUUUGUGCAAUUUCUUAACUAAACAAUAGGAAAAAUGAAAUUGAAGUGAUUGUAUUAAAUUUCUUGGAAAUUAUGAGAAGUUGUAGUAAAUUAUGUUCGUGUUUUCUUCCCAAUAAACUGUGAUGGUUAUCUUCCUAUACCAAGCUGUUAUCUUUAAGAUUGAACUAAUUUGACAUCCGUUAUUUGUACUAUGGAUUUAUUUGACUCCUAUUAUAUUUUACUAUUAAUUUGAAACCUGUUGGCUUAUACUAUUAACUUUUAAUGCCUAUUAUUUUCUAGUGUUCAUUUAUUUGACACUCAUUAUCUUCUUAACUUAUCAAUUUAUUUGACACCAUUAACGUAUCAAUUUAUUUGACAUCUUCUUUUAUCAAUUUAUUUGACACCAUUAACUUCUAGUAUCAAUUUAUUUGACACCAUUAAUUUUAAGUACCAAUUUAUUUGACACCAUUAACGUAUCAAUUUAUUUGACACCCAUUCACUUCUAGUAUCAAUUUAUUUGACACCAAUGACUUCUUGUAUCAAUUUAUUUGACACCCAUUCACUUCUAGUAUCAAUUUAUUUGACACAAUUGACUUCUUGUAUCAAUUUAUUUGACACCAAUUGACUUCUAGUAUCAAUUUAUUCGACACCAUUGACUUCUAGUAUCAAUUUAUUUGACGCCAUUGAUUUUUAGUAACAAUUUAUUUGACACCAUUAACGUAUCAAUUUAUUUGACACCAUUAACGUAUCAAUUUAUUUGACAUCUUCUUUUAUCAAUUUAUUUGACACCAUUAACUUCUAGUAUCAAUUUAUUCGACACCAUUGACUUCUAGUAUCAAUUUAUUUGACACCAUUAACUUCUAGUAUCAAUUUAUUUGACACCAUUAACUUCUAGCAUCAAUUUAUUUGACACCCAUUAACUUUUAUUGUCAAUAUAUUUGACACCAUUAUCUUCUAGUAUCAUUUUAUUUGACACCCAUUAACUUCUUGUAUCAAUUUAUGUUGACACCCAUUAUCUUCUAGUAUCAAUGUAUUUGACACCAUUAACUAUCAAUUUAUUUGACACUAUUGACUUCUAGUAUCAAUGUAUUUGACACCAUUAACUAUCAAUUUAUUUGACACUAUUGACUUCUAGCAUCAAUUUAUUUGACACUCAUUAACUUCUAGUAUCAAUUUAUUUGACACCAUUAUCUUCUAGUAUCAAUUUAUUUGACACUCAUUAACUUCAGUAUCAAUUUAUUUGACACCAUUAACUUCUAGCAUCAAUUUAUUUGGCUACUCAUUAACUUCUAGUAUCAAUUUAUUUGACACCAUUAACUUCUAGUAUUAAUUUAUGUCACUUCCAAUAAUUUGUACUGUUGAUUUUAACCCAUUAUUUCGUACUGUUGAUUCAUUUAUUUGACUGUUUUAUCAAUUUAUUAAGUACCCAUUGAUUCCGUUAUCUUGGAGUAUUAAUUUAUUUGACACCCAUUAUCUUGUAUUAAUUUGACACUACUUAUCUUGUAUUGUUUAAAUUAUUUGAUAUCUAUUAUCUUCUAACAUAAAUAUGACAAUUGUCUUGUAUUGUUUAAAUUAUUUGAUAUCUAUUAUCUUCUAACAUAAAUAUGACAAUUGUCUUGUAUUGUUUAAACUA
This is a messenger RNA of Mizuhopecten yessoensis (Yesso scallop), 6265 nucleotides long. RefSeq names its product serine-rich adhesin for platelets-like. The transcript is spliced from 19 exons. The record is from RefSeq and is a predicted model, not a curated record. Bases 129 to 2657 code for a protein of 842 amino acids. Lineage: Eukaryota; Metazoa; Mollusca; Bivalvia; Pectinida; Pectinidae.